This is a messenger RNA of Scheffersomyces stipitis CBS 6054, 3019 nucleotides long. RefSeq names its product linker nucleoporin. Gene Ontology annotation, molecular function: structural constituent of nuclear pore. Bases 15 to 2969 code for a protein of 984 amino acids. Lineage: Eukaryota; Fungi; Ascomycota; Pichiomycetes; Serinales; Debaryomycetaceae. The transcript has a single exon. Gene Ontology annotation, cellular component: nuclear pore. Gene Ontology annotation, biological process: protein import into nucleus; poly(A)+ mRNA export from nucleus. The record is from RefSeq and is a predicted model, not a curated record.
CAAUUGCAUAAAGAAUGUCGUUGUUUGGACAACCAACACGUACUUCUGCCAAUUCUGGACCGUUUGGCGGUACUUUUGGCUCCGGAACAGGAGCCUCUGCUACACAGAACCAAAGCACUUUAGGAUCAUCUUCUGGAGCUUCCAGUGGUAAACUCUCAGGUUUUGGCACAGUUUCCGACAAAAGUGGCACAAGUAUGGGGGGAACACUUCCAACAGCAGUUAACUCGUCGAAUUCGUCCAAGUUGUUGAAAGAUUUGUUAGAAUCAGCGCAUAAUUUGCCCAAGUCGGAUAACCAUCAGUUGGGUUCUGUUCAUUUAACUCUUCGAGAAUUGCAGAGAAAAUCAGAAAAGUUGCGUAAACUCGAAGAUUCCGGCAAGAAGGAUGUGAACUUCACGAAAGCACAUUAUUUAUUGGCGUCCAGCGGUAUCAGUGCUGAAGAAAUCGAGCUGGAGUUGAACAAUAUUAACUUGCCAGCAUCUACGACAACUUCUGGGUCUUCUGUUAUUUCUGUGAAUUCUGGAGCUGGCGGAGUUUCUGUGGGUGCAUCGUCUUCGUAUUCAAAUAUCGAAAAUUAUCUCAAUGCGAAAAAGGAUGAGAACAUUUUGAACACUAUAGAGCAGCUGUUGAACUUGGCUUCCAAGGACUUUGACAACUUCAUCAGUUCCAACAUUUCCAUCGAUUGGAAAGUUAGAAGAGAUGAGCUCCGUAAAUCUAUUGGCUUGAAAUCCAGUGGUGAGAACUCUCAAGAAGCGUUGAAAAAAUCCAUCACCUGGAACAAGUCUGUUCCAGGAGCAUAUAAUAUCUUAACGCCUUUGAAGACUGCCAACGGUUCCAAUGUCUCAACUUUGAAACAGUUGCCUCGCGAAAAAUUUGAGAACCACGCUAAGAUCAUAUACCAGUUGAACGAAGCAAGAUUGGAGAACAGGAAUUUGCCGUUGUCGUUGAACUUUUCUGAGUUAAACAAGCUCCAGAACGACUUGAAAUCCAGACAAAUAGCAGACGUGUGGAAGAACUUGAUCGACUUAACCAAUGAGAAAUUCACUAAAACCAGUCAAGAACAGAAGUUCUACAACUUGUCGCCUCUGAAGUUGAGCAGAGCUGUCAUCAACAACAGUAAGAACCAGUUGGAGUCUGAGUUCUUCAAAUACAUGGAAGAACUAUACUUGAAGGACAGUAAGAAGGAGCCAGAGUAUCUUCCUCCUACCAACUUGAACAAAAUCUCGUAUUUCAUCAACAGAGUGAUUUUGAAGAAUGACUCCGACCUCUUGAGUAAAACUUUGUGUGUAAAUGGAACUCCGAUCUGGGCUCUCAUCUUUUAUUUACUCAGAAGUGGUCUCUACGAAACAGCUUUGGAACUCGUUACAAAGAACCAGGACUUGUUCAACAAGUUCGAUAUGAACUUCCCCAUAUAUCUCAACAAGUAUGUCUCUAGUGAAGACCAUGUUCUUCCCAGUGGGUUGAACGAAAAAUUGCAUUCUGAAUUCAAUCAACAGUUCCAGUUCAUAAUCAAUGAUGUGGAUAGCUCCAACAACAUCAACUUUGAUCCCUAUAAAUAUUCAGUCUACAAGAUAGUUGGUAAGUGUGAUUUGAGCAAGAAAUCGUUACCUCAGGAGAUAAACUUGAGUAUAGAAGACUGGUUGUGGUUCCAUUUGUCGAUCAUCAAUGAGCAUCAAUUGAACAAUGAAUCAAAUUUGAUUUUCGAGAACUACAGCUUGGUCAAUUUGCAGAACAGAAUCAUCUCUCUUGGUCCAAAGAACUUCAACACUUCAUCUAACAACCCGUUGUAUCUUAAGACGUUGAUGUUGGUUGGUUUGUACGAGUUGGCAGUUCAGUACACAUACGACUUCAUCAACGAAUGUGAUGCCGUUCAUUUGGCUAUAGGUUUGAACUACUAUGGCUUGCUUAAAGUUGCAAGUUAUAAUAACAAGGACGAUCUCUUGAUUGUCCGCUCUAAUGACUACGAAAUCAACUUCAGCAGACUAUUGGGUUCGUACACAAGAAGUUUCAAGAUUAGCGAUCCAAAGGUUGCCUGUCAGUACUUGAUAUUGAUAGCGAUGUCUAAAGGAGGAAACUCGAAGGAGGAAAUCGCCAAGUGUCACGAAGCAUUGAGAGAGUUGAUUUUGAUUUCUCGUGAGUUUGUCAUGUUGCUUGGAGAUAUCAACCAGCAGAACGGUACCAAGAUUCCUGGAGUGUUGGAAAGACAGAGAUCAUUAAUAAAAUUGGAAGAUCUUAAGGAAUUCUACCUGCAAAUCAUAGAGUUAAGUGCCAUAAAAUGUGAAGAUGAAGGCAGAAUAUUCGAUGCCUUAUUGUUGUAUCAAUUGUGUCAAGAGUUUGAUACAGUUGUCUCGUUGAUCAACAAGCUUCUCGCUGAAAUUUUGUCAUCUACGGAAUUAGACAAACCUAUCAUACAAUACGGCAACUACGAAGUUCAAGCUGGAGGAGUUGUAGAAAGUAAAAGAGCCGACGACACCAUUGAUAACAACGUAAUCCUCUUUGCUCGUCAUAUUAUAAAGAUUUUUGACACGAACAGCUUCAUUUUGGAGCAGAUAGACCCACAAAGAAAAGAAAGCUGUGACUUGUUGUUGCAUAUAAUAGACAUCAGAGGUUUGUUCAUCAAGAAGGAUUUCCAGCAAGUGUUGAUAGAAAUCAAGAAGCUUGCUUUGAUUCCAUUUGGCCAGGACGACGACUUGAUCAUAAUCAGAAAGGCUAGUGAGUUAAUACAGAAUAACCAUUUGGACGACAACUUGAUCAAGGUGAUUCCAUCGUUAUUGAUCAUGAUUAUGGCCAGUAUCUCACAAGCUAACUACGCGAUUUUGACUAAGAGGUACCAAGCUCUUGGAAACGAGAGGGAAGAGUUGGCCAGCUUGAAGAAGCAAGCCAAAAAUUGCAUGAUCUACGCCGGCAUGGUCCAGUAUAAGAUGCCUAGAGAAACAUACAGCUUACUUGUCAAUUUGGAGUCGCUGUUGUAAACCUUUAUAUAUACAUAUAUAUACAUAGAUAGCAUUAGUAAAAGUUAAAC